Molecule: messenger RNA, 735 nt
Organism: Eutrema salsugineum
Lineage: Eukaryota; Viridiplantae; Streptophyta; Magnoliopsida; Brassicales; Brassicaceae
Product: tapetum-specific methyltransferase 1
Exons: 5
Coding region: 34-735 (233 amino acids)
Molecular function (GO): O-methyltransferase activity; S-adenosylmethionine-dependent methyltransferase activity
Source: RefSeq, a predicted model, not a curated record
GAUUCUCAAGAGGGAGAGAGAGACAAGGGAGAGAUGGAUCAUUCAAUACCUGACAAACAAAUUCUCAAGAGCGAGGCUCUGAAACAGUACAUCUUGGAAACAUCAGCGUAUCCAAGAGAGCCCAAAUUGCUUAAGGAACUUCGAGAAGCUACAGUCGAGAGAUAUGGCAAUAUGAGCGAGAUGGUGAUUCCAGUUGAUGAGGGUCUAUUUCUCUCGAUGCUUGUAAAGAUGACGAAAGCCAAAAACACUAUAGAGAUCGGUGUUUUUACUGGUUACUCGCUUUUCUUCACGGCUCUUGCUUUACCUGAAGAUGGCCGUAUUACUGCCAUAGACAUUGAACGAAUCGGUUACGAUAUGGGACUAGAAUUUAUGAAGAAAGCAGGUGUUGAUCACAAGAUCAAUUUCAUCAAAUCAGAUGCUCUUAAGGCAUUAGACGAAUUGGUGAAAGGGGAGAAACAAGAGUUUGAUUUCGCAUUUGUGGAUGGUGACAAGAGGAAUUACUUUAACUUCUUUGAGAGGCUGCUUAAGUUAGUGAAGGUUGGUGGAAUCAUUGCUUUCGACAAUACCUUGUGGUUCGGUACCGUGGCUGAGGAAGAGGAUGAAGUUGAAGAUCAUAUGAGGCUAUAUAGAAAGGCUAUUUUACAAUUCAAUGAGAAAAUCGCUUUGGAUUCUCGAGUCGAGAUCUCUCAAGUCUCCAUUGGAGAUGGUAUGACGCUCUGCAGACGCCUUGUGUGA